AUGAGUGUUAGUUCGCAUGCCACAGUGAAUGAUGUGAUUAUUCAUCAUAGGAGGAGGAGGCACAGAGUUCAGAGAUACAAUGAUGUUGAAGACAUUAUUGAUUCCACGAGAGAGUUGAUAGCGGAGGGUGAUGAUGUUAGCCUAUGGAAAAGAGGAUCUGACUAUCACACUAUGUUCUCUACCUAUGAGACUUGGGAGCUCAUCAGGGUGGUACAACAUAAGUGUGGUUGGGAGAAAAUUGUUUGCUUUUCUCAAGUUACUCCUAAAUACUCUUUUAUCACAUGGCUGGCGAUGCAUAAUAGGCUCAGUACAAUGGAUCUGCGAUGGAACAUGGCUAUACCACCUCAGUGUGCGCUCUGCAACAAUCUGGUUGAAACUAGAAACUAUUUGUUCUUCUCCUGUGAGUUCUCAUCCUGGAUUUGGCGCAACCUCACCAAAGGUAUAUCACACUCAAAUCACAUGUCUUGGAAUGAGAUCAUUAGAUUACUCUCUGGUUCACAGAUGGAUUUCAAGUCGCGGCUGUGUAUCAGAUAUGCUAUGCAGGCUGCUAUCCAUAUGAUCUGGUGUGAAAAAAACAAGCGCCUACAUGGGAAGGCUCCUCGUUCAGCUUAA
This is a messenger RNA of Brassica rapa (field mustard), 612 nucleotides long. RefSeq lists its product as uncharacterized. NCBI's taxonomy places the organism in Eukaryota, Viridiplantae, Streptophyta, Magnoliopsida, Brassicales, Brassicaceae. The record is from RefSeq and is a predicted model, not a curated record.